AUGCUUUGUGCAGAUUGUUGUAGGUUGACGCUUUUAAAGCGAUUACUCGAGUCGAAUUGUGUGAUCUCAAGAGUAGCAUUUCACCAAGUCAAAGCUUCAUUCUUGCAAAAUCUGAAGUCAUUUCAUCUUUACGGUGUCUCGGUUUUGAUUGUGAAGUUGCAAGAAUUGCAUUCAUCGAGUCGGUUGGAAGGCAAUAAAAGGCCGAAUUGGUGA
Molecule: messenger RNA, 213 nt
Organism: Clunio marinus
Lineage: Eukaryota; Metazoa; Arthropoda; Insecta; Diptera; Chironomidae
Source: the annotation of a GenBank genome assembly